Gekko japonicus is the source of this 1788-nucleotide messenger RNA. RefSeq names its product leiomodin 2 (gene LMOD2). The transcript is spliced from 3 exons. Gene Ontology annotation, biological process: muscle contraction; pointed-end actin filament capping; myofibril assembly. The record is from RefSeq and is a predicted model, not a curated record. Gene Ontology annotation, cellular component: myofibril; striated muscle thin filament. Gene Ontology annotation, molecular function: tropomyosin binding. NCBI's taxonomy places the organism in Eukaryota, Metazoa, Chordata, Lepidosauria, Squamata, Gekkonidae. The coding region runs from base 106 to 1776 and encodes 556 amino acids.
AGGGAAACAGUUGCUGACCAAACCAGACAGAGACUCCUUGGUUCAGCUUUUGUGAAUGCUGCCUUUUUAUUUCAGCUGUAUCUUGGUCUGACAAAACAAGGGACCAUGUCUAGCUUUGGCUAUAGGCGAGAGCUUAGUAAAUAUGAAGACCUAGAUGAAGAUGAACUCCUUGCUUCUCUAACUGAUGAGGAGCUGAAGGAGCUGGAGAGGGAGUUUGAGGACAUUGAGCCUGACCGGAACCUUCCAGUGGGCCAGAGGCAAAAAAGCCUCACAGAGAAAACUCCAACUGGAACUUUUAGCCGGGAAGCACUGAUGGCCUACUGGGAAAGGGAGACCAGGAAACUCCUAGAAAAAGAGAGGAUGGGGGCAUGUGAAAAGGAGUCUAAAGAUGAAGAUGAUGACACAUCAGAAGAAAUUGAUGAAGACGAUUUUACAGGAAGUAACAGUGAAUUUUCUGAGGAGGCUUACACUGAAGAAGAUGAGGAAGUGGCAGAAAAGGAGGAAGAGAAGGAGGAGGAAGAGGAGGAAGAGGAGGAGGAAGAGGAGGAAGAGGAACAAGAAAGUAGUUCAAAUGAAGAAGAAAAGGAAAUUGCUGCAGUAUGUCAAAGGACUAUAAAUUGUGAAAGCAGCAGGAGCGCAGACAAAAUUAAACAAAGAAAAUGUGACAGUGAAAUUAUUACCAAUGGUCAUAGUGAAAAGGGCAUAGAAGACUCAACCUGCAGAACAGGUGCCAUUCACCCCUGUGGAAAUCCCACAGUGAUUGAAGAUGCUCUGGAGAACGUUAGGAACAAUGAUCCUGACACCACAGAAGUCAACUUAAACAAUAUUGAGAAUAUUACCACCCAGAUGCUGACCCACUUUGCUCAGGCCCUCAGGAACAACACUGUAGUCAAAACUUUCAGCCUGUCCAACACUCAUGCAGAUGACAAUGUUGCAAUGGCCAUUGCCGGAAUGCUAAAAGUGAAUCAACAUAUAUCAAGUCUGAAUCUGGAUUCCAAUUUUAUCACAGGCAAAGGGAUACUAGCUAUCAUGAGGGCUUUACAGUAUAACAAGGUUCUGACGGAAUUACGGUUCCACAACCAAAGACAUAUCAUGGGCAGCCAAGUGGAAAUGGACAUUGCUAAACUUAUGAAGGACAAUACUACACUGGUGAAGUUAGGCUAUCACUUUGAGCUUGCUGGACCAAGAAUGAGUAUGACAAGCAUCCUGACAAGAAACAUGGAUAAACAAAGGCAGAAACGGAUGCAGGAACAAAGACAACAAGAGUCCAACUGGGAUGGAGGAAUCAGCCCAAAGACCAAAGCUUUGCAAAAAGGAACUCCUGGUUCUUCACCUUACUCAUCUCCUCGGAGUUCACCAUGGUCCUCCCCAAAGCUUUCUAAAAAGGUUCCACCUGUUAAAAUCCAACCACCAUCCCCUCCUCCUCCGCCUCCACCACCACCUCCACCACCACCUCCUCAAAUUGUCCCAGAGAAAAAAGCACCAACCAGGAAUAUUGCGGAAGUUAUCAAACAGCAGGAGAGUGCCCAAAAAGCUGUACGAAAUAAACAGAAAAAGAAAAAAGGCAAGAAAAGCAAAAAAUAUGAGAGUGAGAUCUUGAAAGAAAUCAAAGAUUCCUUAAAAUCAAUCCCAGAUAAGAAAUCAGAAGAAGGUUCACGUCCUUCUACCCGACCUCCUACACCACAGAGAUCUAUCCAUGGUGACCUCAUGGAAGCAAUCAGAGCAAGUAGCUUAAAACAGCUAAGGAGGGUGGAAAUCCCAGAAGCUCUGAGAUAAAAACAUGAAGAG